UCCAUCCAGCCUGCAAGGUGGAGGAGAAGCAUAGCAUUAACAAAACAUCUUAAGGUGGCACUUGGGGACUUCGACUAGAAGCAUCCAAGCAUCACUUCCUUCAAAUCACCAAGGUACGAUGGCGGCUUUGCUCAAGCUUUUUCUCAUGGCUUUCAGCUUUGUCUUCUGGGCAGCAGGCCUAACAAUGCUGAUUAUUGGUAUUUGGGCUAAACUUUCACUGGAGAACUACUUGGUGUUGUCCACCAAUGAAUAUCCCAAUACCCCUUUCAUUUUAUUGACUACAGGCACUGCUGUCAUUGUCUGGGGCUUUUUGGGUUGCUACAGUGCUGCCACUGAACACCGUUGUCUCUUGCGCACUUAUGGGAGUUUUCAGCUGGCUGUGCUGGUGGCUGGCGUAGCAGUGGGGCUCUCCAGUUUGCUUUAUCGCAAGGAUAUUGCCGAAGGCUUCCAGAAUGGGCUAUGGGAAGCCAUACAUUCCUAUACUGAGGAUGAAGGGAAGGCAGAAGUGUUGGAUGCUAUUCAACGCUCCUUGAACUGCUGUGGAGUCGAGAGUUACCGCGACUGGUUUUUUUCACCCUGGUCGAUGGAAAAAUCAACGCCCAACAACUCAGUGCCCAUGAGUUGUUGCAGGGCACGCAAAGGUUGCCUGCACAGUCCUCUCCCUUCAGAUGCCUGGGGUGUUAACCAUGAUGGAUGCUUCAGCAAGGUCUCUCAUUUUGUCAGUGAUAAUAUGUUCUACAUUGCCACAGCUGGACUUGGGGUAGCCAUCAUGCAGGUAGUAGGUAUUAUCCUGACUGGCCUGCUGGCUGCUCGAAUCCCAUCACAUGCAGGGCCACCAGGUGGUGGUGUUCCACAUUCAAUCUGA
This is a messenger RNA of Anolis sagrei ordinatus, 865 nucleotides long. Its product is annotated as tetraspanin-7-like. Lineage: Eukaryota; Metazoa; Chordata; Lepidosauria; Squamata; Anolidae. The record is from RefSeq and is a predicted model, not a curated record. Gene Ontology annotation, cellular component: plasma membrane.